Ambispora leptoticha is the source of this 2085-nucleotide messenger RNA. NCBI's taxonomy places the organism in Eukaryota, Fungi, Glomeromycota, Glomeromycetes, Archaeosporales, Ambisporaceae. The record is from the annotation of a GenBank genome assembly.
AUGGUAAAAGAUACUCAAAUAUUGGUUAGCCGUUAUCAACAAUACCAGCCACAUCCACCUCAACAAAAUCCGGUGCCCUGCAGCGGCGCCGGAUAUGCUCUUCAGCAUGAGGCUUUUUGGCGUAGUAUUGCCGCUAGUUCGUCGGUUGCACUCGAUAAUCCAAAAGAUGUUCUUCCUAGUCCAGUCUCGUCUAGCAGCGAUGAAGAGGAAACUAUCGCAAGGACCCACAUCUAUAGUUCUAUGGAGAGAAUGAGAAGUGAUGCUUCUUCAGAAUGGUCAAAUAACUCUUCACCACUUCAAUCAUCUUCAUCGGCGACUUCUUACUCUUCAUCAACUUCCGAGAAUUACGUGAGUCACGAUGCAGGCUAUGUGCAAAAAAAACGAAUCAGACUUGAAGAAGAACAAUUUCGUCCGAAAUCCAGAGGCGAAUUAGCCGUAACGAGCAGCGAAAAGAUAAAGGCCUAUUUACUUAUUAGAACUAUGACACCUGAAACUAUGCAAGUUCAAAAUAAUGUUAAUGUUGCAAAAAAUGGUAGGUUUAUCUCUAUGCUGAUAUUAGGCGAGAGAGAUUUGGUUAUACGAUCAUAUGAGUACCCUGUGUUUCGUCAAAAGAAAGGUUUCAAUGGGCUUUCAAUAUGGGUCAAGAUUCUCAUACUUGCUGCUUCUUCUACUGCUAGAGUUCUCGUCUACUAUUUCCGUUUUCACCUAGAAAUGAUUUUGAAUUCAACCCCAGAAUGGACCUUACCUGAAUUUUCAAAAUUGCAGAUUGCUCAGCAAAAUUCGUAUCCCGCUGCAUCGUUGUCAAACUCGAAUUUAAAGUUAGUAUCUCCGCCUCCGAGCGUAAGGAGUCAACUCAAAAAUCAACACAAAAGAUCUCGAUCGCUCUCGGAAGAGGAAGACGAAGAAGUUCGUGCUUUUAUGUCUGCUCAUGAAAGGCAUUGUAAACAUGAUCUUAAGCGACAAGUUAUUGCUACAGCUUCUCUAACACAACAAUUCCAACCACGAACACAAAUUGCACCAACUAUACCUCUCAAAAGUAGCUCGAAUGGAAACCUCAACGCUCUACUGGAACCACCAACAAAUGGUAACGACAACGGAAACAAUAAUGGGAACGCGAAAGAAACCGAUUUUGCAAUUCUCGAUAUAAUUCCUUCAUUAAUUAGCGAAAAAAGCAGAAAAGCAGCAUUUGUUGACAAUCUUGUGGACACGGCAGCGCUGAUUAUCGAAGUUAUUUGGUCCCAUUUUCACAUCAAUCCUGUUGCAAAAAUCAUACCUCUUAAGAUUUUUAUCCAGGAGACACUUCGACGAUCCCGAACCUCUUAUUCUACUCUACAAACUGCUCUUUUUUACCUUUUCCGUAUUAAAUCACAUAUCACCUCACGUGCUUUUCAACUUCCCUCUAAUGGAUCUAGGGACCAGAACAAAUCUUGCCCGAUGACACCUACACCCAAUUCACCGGCCUGUAAAAGAGACAAUAGCGACCCGGCGACAUGCGGUCGUCGCAUGUUUCUAGCAGCGUUGAUUAUUGCAUCAAAAUACCUUCAAGAUCGAAACUACUCUAAUAAGGCGUGGUCGAAGAUUUCCGGACUUCCUGUAAAAGAGAUCAACCAAAACGAGAUUGUAUUUUUGAAAUUGAUUGAUUAUAACCUAUUCAUAAGUGAAGGUAUCUUUAAACGAUGGAGCAGUCUCUUAUUGACACAUAUUCAGGCUAUUUCUGGAUUUUCGGUGAAAAAUGCGGACGCAUUCCGGCAAAUGGAAAAUCAGCGUGAAGUUGAAAGAUUUCGUGAAAAAUUGCAAAAUCUGAAUCCAAAAACUAUGGAAUGUCAACGAAACUGUUUAACUGGUUCCUUAAUGACACCAGAUCCGAGCACCCCUAGUACGCCACGAGGAACUGAAUCAGAAUUUACGUUUAUCACAUCAUCUGUUUCCUCUUGUAAAGAAAUGAGAAAUGUGCAAAAAUUGAGUGGCAUUUUAAACCCACAGGAAAUGAUGCAUACUGAUGAAGUAAAUGGAUCGAGUGUGUCCAGAUGUUCUUCGUCUACAGUUUCUCCAAUCAUCAUUUAUGCACGUCCAGAGUCUCAAUAA